AUGAAGUCUUUGGUUGGUUUUUUGCUGCAAUUGUAUCUUCCCGGGAUUUACUCGCUGGCCGGGAUCGCCUGUCGCAUAGCCGUGGAGCAGAAUGUCCAGGUGACCUAUCUGUACCGCUGUGCCAGCUGCCCGGCAUCCUCUGAAGCGGAUUACUCUGCCUUGGAAUGGGAGCUCUAUCGGUGUGUGACCAGUCGAAUGCCCGUCAUCACAAGAAACAUCGAAGCACAUGAGUUGGAACCAUUGCGACGAACGGACAGCCUGAGUAUCUUCCACAUUCCGGCUGGAGAGAAGGGGGUUGCCCUGGUUCGCCGCAUCCUGGACAUGUUGAAUCCUCGCCAGAGGCGCAAGCAUCUGCACAAGUAUCUGUUCAUUUGGCCAGAUGCUGGAAGGCAUCAGUUACUGCGCCUUUUCCGUGGCUGUUGGGCCAAGAAACUGCUCUACGGAUUGGCCAUUACCGGCGGGGCAAAUGGCACCUUCGACUUUGAUCCCUUCGCAUGGGGCGGUCUCCAAGUGGUUCAGCGGUUGGAUGGGGAUGUGCAGUACCCGAGAAAGAUGAAGAACCUAAGGGGUUACCAGUUGAGCUUCUCCAUGUUCACGGAUCCCUUGAUGGCGGUGCCCAGGGAUCCAGUGGAGACUGCUGGCUACAUGUCAGUGGAUGGAGUGGCUGCCCGAGUGGUGGGCGAGAUGUUGAAUGCCAGCGUAACGUAUGUCCUCCCGGCUGACAACGAAUCCUACGGUCGCUGCCUGCCAAAUGGAAACUUCACCGGAGUGGUCACAGACAUAAUGGGUGGCCACACCCACUUUGCACCCAACUCCCGCUUCGUGCUCGACUGCAUUUGGCCAGCUGUGGAGGUGCUGUAUCCCUAUACCCGUCGCAACCUGUACUUGGUGGUGCCCGCCUCCGAAAUCCAGCCGGAGUACCUGAUCUUCGUGCGUGUCUUUCGGCGCACCGUGUGGUACCUACUGUUGGUCACCCUGUUGGUGGUAGUGCUGGUCUUUUGGGUGAUGCAGCGCCUUCAGCGGAGGAUUCCCCGUCGCGGUGUCACCCAGUUUCAGGCAACAUGGUAUGAGAUUCUCGAGAUGCUCGGCAAGACACAUGUGGGUGAACCGGUGGCCAGGCUGUCCUCAUUCAGCUCGAUGAGGACGUUUCUCAUGGGCUGGAUCCUCUUCAGUUACGUCCUGUCCACCAUCUACUUUGCCAAACUGGAGUCCGGCUUUGUGCGACCCAGCUACGAGGAGCAGGUGGACCGAGUGGACGAUUUGGCGCAUUUGGAUGUGCACAUCUAUGCGGUCACCACAAUCUAUGAGGCAGUGAAGCACAGCCUGACGGAACACCAAUACAAUCUGCUGGAGAACCGGAGUCGUCAGUUGCCCCUGGGAAUAAGCACGUUGUAUUACCAACCGUUGGUUCGGCGCAGGGAUCGACGAGCGGCCUUUAUAAUGCGCGAUUUCCACGCCCGUGACUUCCUGGCCAUCACAUACGACUCGCAGGCGGACCGACCGGCCUACCACAUCGCCCGGGAGUAUCUGCGCUCCAUGAUAUGCACCUACAUCCUGCCCAUGGGAUCACCCUUCCUGCACCGCUUGGAGUCCCUGUACAGUGGCUUCCUCGAGCACGGCUUCUUCGAGCACUGGCGUCAAAUGGAUCUGAUCACCCGGGUUGGCGCGUCCCCGAAUGCCGAGGAGUUCCUCGAGGAUCUGGGCGACCAAACGGACACGGAUUCCGGCUUCAAUGAGGUGGCAGCUCGUAACAAGAAGGUGGUUCUCACCUUGGACAUCCUGCAAGGCGCCUUCUAUCUCUGGGCUAUGGGGAUUGGCAUUAGCUGCAUCGGAUUUGCUUUGGAGCAUGCUUAUUGGGUUUGGAGGAGACAGACAUUGCGGGAUAUGGAGUCCAGAAAUGACUUACAAAUUAAUUAA
Drosophila santomea is the source of this 1917-nucleotide messenger RNA. RefSeq lists its product as uncharacterized. The transcript has a single exon. The coding region runs from base 1 to 1917 and encodes 638 amino acids. Gene Ontology annotation, molecular function: ligand-gated monoatomic ion channel activity. Gene Ontology annotation, cellular component: membrane. The record is from RefSeq and is a predicted model, not a curated record. NCBI's taxonomy places the organism in Eukaryota, Metazoa, Arthropoda, Insecta, Diptera, Drosophilidae.